AUGACGGCCAACGCGAAAAAGUCGACGAGGAAAGGAAAGAGUUCUCCACCCAACAGCCGAGAGGGGCGUCGCAGUGGGUCGCCGCUGGUCCAGCACGAGAACCCCGCGCUGGACGUGAGCGGGGACAGCAAGUCGGUGAGCAGCGACGGGGCGUCGAGCCCGAAGCGAGCGCGUGCGGACGACAUCCACCAUCAGUUCAAGUACGAAUGA
Messenger RNA from Notodromas monacha, 210 nucleotides. The record is from the annotation of a GenBank genome assembly. NCBI's taxonomy places the organism in Eukaryota, Metazoa, Arthropoda, Ostracoda, Podocopida, Cyprididae.